AUGGAACAUUUGGACCUGCUGGGCUUCCUAAUCAUCACAUUAAAUUACAAUGUGACUAUUGUGGGAAAGAUCUGGCUUAUCUUCAUGAUUCUGUUGAGGAUGAUGGUGAUCAUUUUGGCAGGGUAUCCCAUCUACCAAGAUGAGCAGGAAAGGUUUGUUUGCAAUACUCUGCAGCCCGGAUGUUCUAAUGUUUGUUAUGACAUCUUCUCUCCUGUGUCCCACUUUCGGUUCUGGCUGAUUCAGAGUGUUUCUGUCCUCCUCCCUUAUGCUGUCUUCAGUGUCUAUGUGCUCCACCAAGGGGCCAUGCACGCUGCAGCAGGACAUUGCUAUUCCGAUAUCAGCAAAGGGGACUACAACUCUUGUGACCAGAUCACUGCAGAGAGGCAUUGCCUGCGGCCAUCCAGGGAGGAGCACAACCUGGACAUCCCAGACUUCUCUUCUGGUUACAUAGCCCACCUCUUUCUUCGCACCUUGAUCGAGGCAGCUUUUGGAGCCUUGCACUAUCUCCUUUUUGGGUUCAUGGUUCCAAAGAGAUUCUCUUGCUCCCACUCUCCUUGCACCAGUGUGGUGGAUUGUUACAUCUCUCGGCCCACGGAGAAGUCCAUUAUGAUGCUUUUCAUCUGGGGAGUCAGCGGCCUCUCCUUCCUCCUCAGUGCCCUUGAUCUGAUGUGCAGCAUGCGGAGAAGGAUGGGGAGGAAGCGAGCACCUAAGCGGGUGGCCAGGACUUCUUCCAGCAGGAGAGAGUGCAAAGUCUUGAAGUUACCUCCUGGCUGCACUGAGGACCUUGUGGCCUCGCGGAGCCUGGGGAGAAGACCUAGCCACAUCAGUGAAGAUGGUGUGUGGGAAGAAGAAGUGCCCACUCACCCAGGCAUGUGGGCUGGAGAGGAGGGUGCUAGGACCAACUUCAACAGUCCCAGUGAGAAGUCCGGUAUGUCAGGAAGGAUGGAGCUUCCAGAUGAGGAUGAGAGUGAGGUGAUGUCAUCAGCCAGUGAGAAGCCAGUCAGGACUCAUCAAGAUCUCCGGGGCAGACUCCACAGAGGGACCACCCAGGAUUCAAGGACUGAGGGUCAUGAUAACUGGGGAGAGCUCCCCUCAGCCCCUCGAAGCCGACUUGCGGGGCAUUAUUCAUCCACUGAGUUACAGCCCCAUGACCUGCUGGCAAACCCCAGCAGUGCUACCCACCUGAGAACCAAAAGGUCUGAAUGGGUGUGA
Messenger RNA from Chrysochloris asiatica (Cape golden mole), 1212 nucleotides. RefSeq names its product gap junction protein, delta 4, 40.1kDa (gene GJD4). Gene Ontology annotation, cellular component: connexin complex. The transcript is spliced from 2 exons. Lineage: Eukaryota; Metazoa; Chordata; Mammalia; Afrosoricida; Chrysochloridae. The record is from RefSeq and is a predicted model, not a curated record. Bases 1 to 1212 code for a protein of 403 amino acids. Gene Ontology annotation, biological process: cell communication.